This is a messenger RNA of Chelonus insularis, 3219 nucleotides long. Its product is annotated as DDB1- and CUL4-associated factor 10. Gene Ontology annotation, molecular function: protein binding. NCBI's taxonomy places the organism in Eukaryota, Metazoa, Arthropoda, Insecta, Hymenoptera, Braconidae. The record is from RefSeq and is a predicted model, not a curated record. Gene Ontology annotation, cellular component: Cul4-RING E3 ubiquitin ligase complex. The coding region runs from base 156 to 2075 and encodes 639 amino acids. The transcript is spliced from 2 exons.
GCCGACUGACGUUACUGAAGAAUAGUAUCUUGAUGAUUAGGAAAAGCUGAGAGUAUAAUAAUGCCUAACCUAAAGUGAAGUAAAACAACCAGUGAUCAUCUUGUAGAAUUUAGUUAUUAAAUUUAGUUGAUAAAAAUAAGUGAAAAUAAUAAAAAAUGCCAAAAAUAAGAAAACCACAGUCACCAGGAAGUAGUAUUUGGUGGUUACGUCAACGAGAAACAGGUUUAAAUUAUUCUCUAGGCCAUGUUGAUCGUUUCUAUAAGACUUUGUACUCAUCAAUUCAACCAGUGACUUCGUGGGAUCAUGGAAAAAAUUUGCGAAAUGCAAUGCAUGGUGGUGUUUUUAACUUGGAAUAUUCACCAGAUGGCUCCCUUCUGGUGGCAGCAUGUGAAAAGAAGAGUAUCCUAAUGUUUGACCCCCUAUGUCGACGUUUAAUUCAUGCAAUAGACAAUGCUCACAAUGAUUGUGUAAAUUGUGUAAAGUUUUUGGACCAUCGGAUGUUCGCGACAUGUUCAGAUGACAAUACAGUAGCCUUGUGGGACUCUCGUAACUUAAAACAAAAAAUCCGAUCGUUACACGGUCAUUCAAAGUGGGUCAAAAGUAUUGAAUACAGUCCUCGCGAUGAACUUUUAUUAUCAAGUGGCUUUGAUGGCAGUAUUCAUACAUGGGAUAUCAAUAGUGCAACAGAAAAUAGUUUACUUUAUACACGGGUAUUUCAUACAAAUGGACUGAUGCGAACGCGUCUUACUCCAGAUGCCUCAAAAAUGCUCAUUAGCACGACUUCUGGUUAUCUCAUAAUAAUUCACAAUUUGCGAUUGAGCACUUUAUCCGAAGAUCUUGCAGGAUUCAAGCCUAAUGUCUACAGGCUCAUGCAGCUAUCACAAACAACACUUCCAGCUGCUGCAAGUUUCACCCAUCUCUUUUCUCACGCUAGAACUCACAAUAGGGUAGAAUUUAUAACAGAUUUUCCAAUAGGAAAUGAUGCUGAAUUUAUUUCAAGUCUUCAAGUACAUCCACAAGGUUGGUGCGUAUUAUCUAGGAAUGUUGGCAAUGAAGAGAAGUCAGAAUGGACUUGUGUGCAUGAUAUUCAAGAAAGACUAACGUCUUCAGACGUGGGUGAAGAAGAAUAUGAAGCUCCAGUUACGAUUCCUCCGACUCCACCUGAAGCACCUCCGCAACCUCCAGCAUCUCGUUCCAAUAUUAGAUUUUUAAUAGAUAGUUCUACACGAUUAAUGAAUGCAGCUUUUGGGCCUGAAUUUACCGGAAGCAAUAGAAUUCUUAACAAUUUUGAGUUAGUAACAAUUAGAUCAAAUGUAGGAAGUUCUACACCACGUUCAGAAUCUGAAGAUGAACGAGUGCCGCGAGUUAAUAAUGAUCGAAUACAACUGCCUUCUCCACCACCGCCGCCAUCUCUGCAAAACCAAUUGAAUGAUACAAGACGAAAUCGAAGUAUUUUCAACAACAAUAAUUUUUCUACAUCAAAUGUUGAGCUUCAUGUGAGCUCUACAGAUGUUUGGGAGGCGCUAGUAGCCUUACGUGAAGCCAGAUCGCGAAGAGAACGUGAAAGGGAGCUUUAUUAUUCUAACAAUCCAGUUAAUACCAGAAAUUGGAUGCUUCGAAGAUCUAUUGGAGACUCUACGAGAGAACGUAAUUCACACACAGUUGUAAUUCUUGGUGAUCGUAACAGCACUAACAAUUUUUAUCGGCCAACUCAUCAGCCCAUGUAUGCAAUACCACGAAACCACAAAAUUCACCAAAAUGUUUCACGACUUACACAUUAUAUUGAAGAACCGAAUGUGGGUCUAGGAUACAUCAAGGAACUUUGUUUUUCCGCAGAUGGCAGACUUAUUUGUUCUCCUUUCGGAUAUGGAAUUAGACUGUUAUCAUUUUCUAAUGAAUGUCAGGAUCUCUCUCACUGUGUACCAGCUCAAAAUGAGUCUGUUCAGCUACAUGAGCUGGCUACUAACAUUAGUCAUUCAGAUAUUGUUUUAAGCACAAAAUUUUCACCAAAACACUGUCUCCUAGUUUCUGGCUGUCUUAGUGGAAAAAUUGUGUGGCAUCAGCCUGUAGUCUAAUUUCUCUUUGUUACUCAUAAGCUCUAUUGUAUAUAGAUAAUUCUACGGAAGGUCUAACAUCCGUCUUAUGGCAUCAACAGUGAUGGUAGAUGCUAUAGAUUUCUUUAUAUUUAUACUCAUAAAUAUAUAUAGAUAUAUAUAUAUAUACAUAUAUAUAUCAUAAUUUUAUUAGUUAAUAAACAUGAAGCAUGUAAUAAAUUUCAUCAUUAGUUGUUGAGAAUGGCUGCAUCAGAUGUUGGUCUUUUGGUGGAAUUAUUGGUAUCCUUUUUAUACUUAACUCUGAAAGAAUAAAGUUUAUUACACAAAAUUUAUUAAAAUCCGUUGAACGCUUUUAGAUCUCCUUUUAUUCUUUUUGUAUUUGAUUUUAUCGAAUUCUAAUCUUUCAAAAUCUAAUUUGCUUUUGGAAAUUUUAUUUUUCUGUAAUUAUGGUCAAAUUGACAUUAUUAUUUUGCGCAUUUAUACUUCUUUAAUAAGCUAAUUUUAAAUAUUUCCCGAUUAAAAUUUGAAAUUGCUUAAAGCUUCUUCAAAUGUAAAUUUCAAUUUUUUUAUUCAAAAAUUUUAUUUAAACUACACUUAGUGUUUUUGUAAAUUUUAUUUUUAAUUGACUGAAAUUUAAAAAUCAAAAUCUAAUGGAGAAUUAAUUAAUAGCUUUAUCGAAGAGCCAGCUAAAGGUGCUAAGCAUCAAGCUAUUUCGAACAUUGGUUGAGAACUAUUAUCAAUGGUUUAUUUUUAUUUCAUAAGUCGGCAAGUAACUAGAUCGAUUCUAUCGGUGUAUUUUUACCCGACAGUAAAUUAAUUAAUUCAUUAAUUAGCCACGAUAUAAUGUGUAUAUAAAACUUAUAUAAAAUGUAAAAUUAGAAUAGGCAUCACAAUUUGUAUCUUGUUUUUUUAGGGAAAUUUUUUUAAAAUAUUAUUGUUUUUCCUCUUUUCUCGUAUACCAAAAUGACAUGUCAUAUGUAGUAACUUUGAAAGCUGUUCAAAGAGUACUUAAAUUAACAAAUUAAACAAAUUUUUUAAGAUGGUUUGACGGUAUAACUUACCAUUUGACAUGCCAUUUUUUAAUUUAUUCAUUAUUAAAUUAAAUAAAUUAAUGGAAAUAAAAAAUUGUGUACAGAAAAAUCUAGCUAAAUGAUUUUUUGUAAAA